Messenger RNA from Panicum virgatum (switchgrass), 642 nucleotides. RefSeq names its product glutathione S-transferase T3-like. The transcript has a single exon. NCBI's taxonomy places the organism in Eukaryota, Viridiplantae, Streptophyta, Magnoliopsida, Poales, Poaceae. The record is from RefSeq and is a predicted model, not a curated record. Bases 1 to 642 code for a protein of 213 amino acids.
AUGGCUUAUAGCCAUGGUGAUGUUGGGUCAGGUCCGGCAUCACCGAUAUCUCCUGUACAACAUAAUAAUAUGAAUGCAGAUAUCAGCAAUCAAGAAGUCUGGAGUGAUACUAGUGAAGGUGAAGAAAAGAAGUCUGGUCGUAUGCAUUGGAGUGAGGAAGAGGAUCUCAAACUGGUUAGUGCUUGGUUGCAUCAUUCUGUGGAUCCAGUGAAGGGGAAUUCACAAAAGGGUGAAAGCUUUUGGAAGAAUAUUGUGGCAGAAUUCAAUAGCAAUGUCAGACCUGAAAGAAGAAGAAUAGUUGCACAAUGCAAAACCCACUACACCAAGACAAAUAAGCUCGUGGUCCAUUUCAAUGGAUUCUGGAUUAGAAUGCAUCAUGCAUAUCGCAGUGGAGAAUCUGACGACCAGAUUAUGGCAAAAGCCCAUGCAGUUUACAAAAGAGAAACACAGGGGAGAGCAUUCACUCUAGACUAUUGGUGGAAAGCAGUGAAGGACCAACCAAAAUGGGCAAAGAGAAGUGAGAACCAAGAAAUGGCUGCAAACAAGAGAUUGAAGCAAACUGAAUCAGGGGCUUACACAUCUUCUUCAAACCAGGAAAGUGAGGAUGGAGAGCCUGUAGAGCGAUCUCGACCAGAAGGAUAG